UCUCUCUGUAUCUUCUCUCCACACACACAAGUGCCACAUAACCGCGGAGGAACCAUCUCCAAUAGUCUCCAUUUCUUCACACAUCUUCAAAUUUCAUUGAACACUCAAACAAUACUCGUACAAUCCUGAAUUUCCCCGCUUUAACGAUAAUUAGCAAAUAUAAUCACAUUCUUUUAGCAUGUUCACGGAUAAAACUACGAUCUUUACCCCCACAUUCCAUUUUCUCUUCAUCAUCCUUUCUGAUUAUGUUCUUAAUUGAAUUGACGUAUUGAUUGGAUUUAACUGCUAACUGCUCUAUUUUGCAUCAUGGGUCGAUUCCCAUUUUGUUUAAAAUUAGGAGGAAUUAAAGUUAUAGAAUUCAUGCCCUAUUUAUCAUCCAAUCUUUGCCCAAAAAGGGCAAUUUCUUUUUCAAUUUCACCCCAUCAAAACCCAAUAGUAUCAUGUAGAAUGAAGUUUCCAGAAUUAAGAGUUUAUCAUCAAAGGAUUCUAGGGUUUUCUUCUGUUGCAGCAGGAGAGAGAAUUGGAAGUGUGUGUGAUGAUAAUCAAAAUUCACCCCCAGGUGAAAAUGAAGGCGGGUUUUUGAAAUUAACAGAUGAACAGUUGAUGGGUCAAUGUGAAAUGGAGACUUUCAAGUCUUCCGGGCCAGGUGGGCAGCAUCGGAACAAGAGAGAGACUGCUGUUCGUCUUAGGCAUCUUCCUACUGGGGUUAUUGCUCAGGCAGCUGAGGAUCGGUCACAGCAUAUGAAUCGUGCCUCGGCAUUGGUGCGGCUUCGCUCUCUUUUAGCUCUUAAAGUAAGAAGACCUGUGGAUCUCGAUGCUUAUUCUCCUCCACCAGCCCUUCUUCAAAUUCUUCCAACAAAAUCUACUAUCAGGGGAUCAGAAUGCGGUCCACAAAUUAAAUCCAAUAAUGCAAAAUUUGUUGAGGGAAUGCAAGGAUUAUUGGAUUUAAUCCAUGCAGUUGGAGGUUCCGUCUCAGAUGCUUCUAAGCACUUAGGGAUGAGCACAGGGGCACUGUCGCGGCUCAUUCUCUCUGAUGACGACCUUCGAGCGGCAGUUAAUGAGUUAAGGGCUUCAAAGGGAAUGAAGCCUCUUAAAUAGCAUCAACUUGCCAUCUGACUUUGCUUCUAGAGCCACUACUGUGUAAGUCUUACCAACUAUUGUGUUAUUUAAGCGUUUCUCUUUUUAUCUUAUUUUGUUUGAAUUUGUGUCUGGAUUUUGGCUUAAGAUCGACAACAGCAGUCACAGUCAAACCUUUCUCCUAACGGACAUAGAUGUUUUCUUUUUGGUUUCCAUGAUAUCCAAACAUACUGACAAUUUCAGGAUUAUAUUGAGUGCUGAUGCUUCCCCUGGUGUUGAAAAGUGAAAACUGGACCUGCGCAGGCUGGUUCACCCAGGAAAAGAUCAAAAUAGGUCCAUUUUGAAAGACUGAACCGGAUUCUACCGGCACCUGAUCAGAUACUCCAUGGUUUAACCAAUCAGUUGAUUUUGCAAUUGGAACCAGGCUACUUACUGCCCCUCAUUACUGGUUAAGAGUGACUGAUGCAGCAUGCAGGCAUUUGGCGCUUACAGAUUCCUAUCAACAGCAGUUGAACUGCUAAAAAGCUUGGAUGACAACUCCAAUCGCUUCUCGAUUCAAUUUUUGGAUUAGUAGCUUCUGCUCUGCUCUGUUCUGUUCAUAAAUUAAGUAACAUAAAUUUUAUGUGAUUAAUACUUGUAUUUCUUUGAUAAUGGUCAAAUGUUGAACUAGUUUAGUUGUGGGCUAACUUGGUUAAAAAACACAACAUUGUUUCUGAAAAAUACUUUUAAUUUUAGCGAUUGUGGAGUAUUUAACAA
This is a messenger RNA of Spinacia oleracea (spinach), 1833 nucleotides long. RefSeq lists its product as uncharacterized. The transcript is spliced from 7 exons. Gene Ontology annotation, biological process: translational termination. Bases 307 to 1098 code for a protein of 263 amino acids. Lineage: Eukaryota; Viridiplantae; Streptophyta; Magnoliopsida; Caryophyllales; Amaranthaceae. Gene Ontology annotation, cellular component: chloroplast. Gene Ontology annotation, molecular function: translation release factor activity. The record is from RefSeq and is a predicted model, not a curated record.